UAUAAAUCGAGCCCGCUUCUCCUCUCCCGCACUCACUCACUCAGCCGAGCAACGCUGGAACCGCUCCGCGAAACGGUGCGCACCUAACAACUCAUCCUCGCCGAGUUGGAGGGCCACACUUGGAGCAGAAAAACACGAGCUAUCCAGCGGACGAACAAAGAGACAAGAUGUCCAGCUACGUGUCCUCGGAGUGCCGCCGCGUCAGCCCCUCAGUCCACGGCAACAAGUUUGACACGGCGCACCGAAAGAAGGCCGUGGCCAACAUUUUUGAAAACGUCAACCAGGACGCGCUGAUGAGACUCUUCCAGAAAACGGGCGACAUGAAGGCGGAGGAGAGAGUGAGAAGCAUCUUCUCCUACACACAGGACCCGGAGGAGACGGCCCGGUCCCUGAUGGCGCUCAAACAGCGAAAGAAGGACAAGUUCCUCCAGAUUGCAGGGAUGAUCCGGCAGCUGCUCAAACUGCGUUGACCGCAUCUCUCGCUGCCCGUGUCUCUCUGUGGGCUCAUGUGAGAGCCGAAUGUGAAAACACUCCCAGUAUGACUGGGUUACCGCCGCAGGUGCAGCUCACCUGUCGCCUGGAAUGGAGCGGUGAGGUGCGGUGUAGAAUGUGAAGCCGUUCGCCUGGAGGGCACCACAGCGGAGUCGCCUCCUGGAUGGAGGUGACGGCGGAGAGUCGUGCCCGGAGCGGACAGAGCAGCAUGAACUGCCUGGGAAUAAGAAGGGCAAACACGUCUUCCUCGAGACUUGAAUUCCUGAAUGCAUCCGUGUGGAUGUGACUGUGAAGCAGCACCUUGUACAGGUGGAGCCUCCAUCACUGCGUUGAUGAUGGUGCAAAGCUGCAAUAUGAGACUUUAUAGUGCCCAAGAAGCUGCCUGAAUGCCUGUCUGUCCUGAACACAUGCCUUGUUUGUCAGCCUCACUUUGUUAUAUGAACACUACUCAUUAGUGGCCACUAAUGUGUUAUUGUCACAAACUGUUCGAACACAAUGAUGAUUUGAGUUGAUGAUCCUUUCUUUGUCUUUUUUAAUAAAUUAUUACCUUAUAUAAAAGAUGAA
This is a messenger RNA of Larimichthys crocea (large yellow croaker), 1056 nucleotides long. RefSeq names its product transcriptional and immune response regulator a (gene tcima). Bases 168 to 470 code for a protein of 100 amino acids. The record is from RefSeq and is a predicted model, not a curated record. NCBI's taxonomy places the organism in Eukaryota, Metazoa, Chordata, Actinopteri, Sciaenidae. Gene Ontology annotation, biological process: negative regulation of Notch signaling pathway; endothelial cell activation involved in immune response. Gene Ontology annotation, cellular component: nucleus; cytosol. Gene Ontology annotation, molecular function: Notch binding. The transcript has a single exon.